AAACCAAAAAAAAAAGUAAAUGAAAUAAAAAAUACAUAUAUAUAGCAGAAGAAACUGAACGGCUAAACAUGACCAAUAUGGAAUUUCAUAAAUCGCAAAUCAGUUUUGUCUUACCUAUAGCAAAAGGAUCCAGUGUUCAGCGUAAUCCUGAUUCUAUCUUCUCACUUAAGAAUAUAUCACGAAGAAGUCGGCUUACUGAAAAAUAUGAUAUAGCCGGACCAAUUGCGUCACAAUUUCCGGACAUGAAUCGACGGCAUUCAAUGGACAGAGCAUUUGUGCAAAAGGACUUCAUUCCGAGCGUUACUCAUCAUUUUAUUGCAAAUAGACAUAUAUGCAACGAUUCAACAGUUAGUCUCUCGCGUACUGUCAGUUAUUCGAAUUUUCAUAUACCACUUCGCAUACGUUGCUUGGCCAACUAUAAGCGAGCCAAGCGCAAGUAUGAGGAGCAAUUCCAAAAGGAGAUAACGAAUCUUGUUGACUAUCAAACAUCUGCCCUGGAGGCGUGUCAAUUUGUGAGAAUGAUGAGUUAUUUAACACUUUGGCCACCGCUUCAUACUUCUAAAGAAUUGCAUUUGACUACGAAGAAUUUUUUCAAACUGGAUAAAGAGGAAGAGUCGCGCUUCAAAAAAAUAAUGUCAACCGAUUUGAUUUGAUCUUUCUAAUUGAUCUGUUUAUAAAAUAUAUAUUGCUAAAGAUCUGCUAAAAAUCUU
Drosophila willistoni is the source of this 710-nucleotide messenger RNA. RefSeq lists its product as uncharacterized. The record is from RefSeq and is a predicted model, not a curated record. The transcript has 3 exons. Lineage: Eukaryota; Metazoa; Arthropoda; Insecta; Diptera; Drosophilidae. The coding region runs from base 69 to 653 and encodes 194 amino acids.